CGUCUUUGUUUAAGUGAAUUUGGUAUUGGCAUAUUUUUGACGCGUAAACAUGACAAAAAAGUCUUCUUUUCUCUCACUGUAAUUGUUGCAAAUUAUAAUCAAUAAUAAACACAAGCCUAAAGUUUAAUAAUGGAACAUUACUAACAAUAAAUUCUAAGUAAAUUUGACAUUAUGGAUAUUAAUAAUUGCUCAGCUUUGGUCACAAAUCAAAGUGAAAAUCUCGAACAACCACAUUCCACAAAAGAUAAUGAAAGUAGCAGCAUCACACCACAAGCUGUGAGGGAGGAGGGACAUGAUAAAGAGGUUCUUGAAAAAUUCACAAAUAUGGAAGGCACAAACGCUGCUGCUGCAACCAUUGGUCCCAUUACAAAUAUUUUCGAAAAUUGUGUAGAAAAUCUAGCAGAUAACCAGCAUACCAGGAGUGAUGAAGGCGAAGCAGUAGUGGCCAAUAAUUUAAUAUUGGUAACUGACCAACAGCAAACCAGUCAGCAAUUGGGGGAGGAGGAGCAGGCAGUAGCAGAUGUGAGCGCGAAUAUAUUGCUGCAUACAAACACAACACCAACAACGUCACCAGUCAAAGCUAAUGAUGUCUCAAAUGUAAGCUCUAGUACCACACAAACAAUAACGCCAACGACGGAGACAAAUACAUUAACAACAAGUGUUUCUGCCACCGACUCUCCCUCCAUACGUUUCUUGGACCUGAUGCAGCAAGCUGAGGCCGUUGAUUAUAAUGUCGAUGUUGAGAAAGAAGACUCUGUAAUACAACAGCAAGAGCAACAACAACAACAGCAUUCGCAUUGGACAGAAGAAGUUAAUAAACUAAAAGAAUGUCAAACAAAAUUCCAGCAACAACAAAAGCAAUAUGAACAACAAUUGGAACAGUUACAAGCCGCACUGGCCCAGAAAGAUAAUAUGAUAUCUCUGUUCCAAAGAGAGAAUGCCAUAUUGGAAAAGGAAAAAGAGGCGUUUCGUAGAGAAAAAGAUCUUGCCAAUAAAGCCCGUGAAUCGACUGUCAUCCAAUUUGCUAUGAAAGAAAAGAACGUCAUUGAUGCCAAAAAAGAAAGGGAGGCGGUAGAGAAACAAUUGGCCGAAGCCAAAAAGGAAAUCAAAAACUAUACCACAAAAUUCCAAGCCUUAAAUGAGGAGAAAUCACGAAUAGCAUAUUUAAUGGAUGAAAAGUGUAACGAAGUAAGAAAGUACCAAAGAGAAUGUGAAAAACUGAAAACGGAUUAUGGGCACUUGGAGUCGAAAUUAAAGUAUCACAUGAAUAAACUCAAUAUGGAAACUGAAGCAAAAUUGGCCUUGGAAAAGAAACUAGAAGAAGAGAGAAAUGCUCCCAAUAAAUUGGAGGAGAAGGCCAAUGAAAAAUUGAAAAUAGAAUUUGAGGCGCAAACCAUACUGCUUAAGCAUGAGAUUGCCAAUAAAACCGAACACUUGGAAAAACUUUUGAAAGAAACGGAAGCCCAAAAAGAAAUUAUUAAACAACUACAAGAUCAAUUAAAGCAAGACUCUGAAGAGAAAUCUCAAUUAUCAGAGGCCUUCUUGCGCCUACAGGAUGAUCACAAUCAGGUACAAAAUUCCUAUAGUGAGGAAAUGCUGCAAUCAGCUAAACUACGCGGUCAAUUGGAUGAGCUGCAAGUUCUAAAAACUCAAAAUACAUUAAAUGAAGAAAAGCUAUCUACCUUAGCGGAAGAACUAAAUGAGGCCAGACAACGAUUACAGGACAAUGAACAGGACUUGGAACAAUUACAUGAAAAAGAAAAGGAGUUGUUAAGUUUUAACAGGGAGAUGAGUGGCAGUAUUGUGGAUAUGCAAAAUCAAAUAUGUUUAUUAAAAUCAAAGGCUCAGGGUAUAGAAGCUGAAAAUGUUUUACUUAAAAAAGAGCGAGCUGCAUAUGAUGAUAAAUAUGCGGCACUGGAACAACAACUCAAGCAGGAGCAAAAUCAAAAAAACGAAGAACGACUUUUAUUAGCCAAACAUUUGUCGGAAAAGACAAAACUGUAUGAGAAUACAAAACUCAAAUUGGAAAAUGUACAGGGAGAUUUUGAAGCUACAAAAAACAAACACAAUACCAUAGUCAAGGAAUUGCAACGAGAAAUAAUGAAAUUCAAAAGAUCAAUUGAUCCACAAUCGGCGAAUUCCUGCAACUAUAUAUGCAGCAGAUGCCAACAGCCAGCACUACAACAACAGAGUAAUGGAUAUCAUAAAACACAAGAGGAAACCAAAUCACAAAUGGAACAGUUGGAGGCCAAGAGGUCACACAGUCGCCAGAGCAGUAGUAGUACAACAGUUCAGAGUGUCAGUUCAACUGGCAGCAGAAGGGGCAGUGAAUCUUCCGAAUCGGAUACGGUUGUGACGGGAAGGGAACUAGAUUUCAAAGAUGAAAAUAAGGGUCCCUCUAAGAAACAUUUGGUCGAACGUAUAUUACGUCUGCAACAAGCUUCCGCCCGGCAAGCUGAGAAAAUCGAUUUUCUCGAACAACAUACUCUGUCUCUGGUAGCAGAGCUACAAAAGAAAUCCAAAGUCGUCCAACACUACAUGUUGAGGGAUCAGGCUGGAGCCUUGACCUCUUCCAAGAGCGAUCAAAAUAAAAGUGAAUUAGCUAAAUAUGGAAAUGGUGUUAUGUCCGCCAUAUAUGGAGGCAUUAAGGGUGUGGAAAAUAAAAGUAUGUCGUUGGAAUUGUCUUUGGAAAUCAAUAAGAAACUACAGGCGGUUCUAGAGGAUACGUUAUUGAAAAAUAUUACCUUAAAGGAAAACCUUGAUGUAUUGGGUUUGGAGGUAGACAAUUUAACUCGAAAACUAAGGCAAAUGGAAGCCAUCAAACGUUAGCAAUAAUCCAUUGCUAAGGAAAAAAGUGAAUACAUUCGUUUUUAUUUUUUCCAUAACGAGUACUGAGAUUGCUCCAAAUUCUUUGUAUUCCUUUAUCAUUUUGUAUGAAGUACAAGUACUAUUUAUAUGUGUAUGUGUAAAUAUUAGAAUAAUGAAUUAUUAUAAUUCCAAGAAAUCAAUAACAAGUA
Molecule: messenger RNA, 3017 nt
Organism: Stomoxys calcitrans (stable fly)
Lineage: Eukaryota; Metazoa; Arthropoda; Insecta; Diptera; Muscidae
Gene: Golgin104
Product: coiled-coil domain-containing protein 186
Exons: 9
Coding region: 172-2829 (885 amino acids)
Biological process (GO): vesicle cytoskeletal trafficking
Cellular component (GO): trans-Golgi network
Molecular function (GO): small GTPase binding
Source: RefSeq, a predicted model, not a curated record